AGUUGCAGUUGCGAAUUAGCAUCGCACAGACGCGCUUUUUAUUGUCUCUCGCUCGCAAGCAGUAAUUGAAGAUUUCAUUAACUUAUUGUUCUUGUUGUUAAAUUUGUUAAUUUUGUUGUUUUUGUUGUUGUUAUUGUCGUUUGACAAAGAAUGGUGCACAAAAAGGAUGAUGAACAGCUGAUGGCACAGCGUGUGGAUGAGUUGCGACAGUUGCUCAAGUCGCAGCCGCAACUACCCCACAAUAUCCCGGCCACUUUGUUACGACGUUUCCUACACACGACGAGGGGUGAUGUUGCUGCCGCACAGCGUCUGCUGCAGCUCAACUAUGCCAUGCGCAACAAGCACCCGCAAAUCUUCAUCGAUCGCGAUCCAUUCGAUGCCAGCUCCCAGCAACUGCUGCAAGUCGCUGAUCUGGUGCCGCUGCCCGGCCUGACGCCGGAGAACAACAAACUGCUCUUUUACCGCCUGAUUGAUUACGAUGCGGACAAGUUUAACUUUACCGCCGGCAUCAAGGUCUUCUUUAUGGUCGCCGACUGUCGCUUUGCCACUGAAUCGGGUGGCCGUCUAUCGGAUGGCGAGAUACCCAUCUUCGAUAUGGCCGGAUAUACGCUGCGCCAUCUGACGAAGACGGUGCUCAGCUCGCUGCGCGUUUACAUGAAGUUCGUGCAGGAGGCGCAUCCUGUGCGUCUCAAGGAGAUCCAUGUGCUCAAUUGCCCAUCGUAUCUGGACAAGGUGCUGACGGUCGUCAAGCCGUUCAUUAAGAGCGAGGUCUUCAAGCUAAUUCAUUUCCAUCUACCCGAUGCGGAUACACCCUACAAGCACUUUCCACGCGCCAUGCUGCCCGAGGAGUACGGCGGGGAGGCGGGCAAAAUGUCCCAGUUGAAAGACCAUUGGAUGCAGCUGCUCCAGCAGCAACGCGAAUACCUGAGCGAUGCCACCAACUGGCAGUUGAACAAGUGCAAGAAGAGCGGAAGCAGCAGCAGCAGCAGCUCCUCCGAUUCGGUGACGCAGAGCCUUAAGACACUGGAAAUCGAUUAAUUGUAUUUAUACCAACUUUCCUGUAUAUAUCUACAUACAUAUUUGUACAUAUUUCCCCAACUGGGUUUGGCUUUAGUAAAUAUUUGCUUUGAUAUUGUAAAACAAACAAAAUUCUGCUA
This is a messenger RNA of Drosophila grimshawi, 1157 nucleotides long. Its product is annotated as alpha-tocopherol transfer protein-like. NCBI's taxonomy places the organism in Eukaryota, Metazoa, Arthropoda, Insecta, Diptera, Drosophilidae. The coding region runs from base 151 to 1038 and encodes 295 amino acids. Gene Ontology annotation, cellular component: membrane. Gene Ontology annotation, molecular function: phosphatidylinositol bisphosphate binding. The transcript has 5 exons. The record is from RefSeq and is a predicted model, not a curated record.